This is a messenger RNA of Malaya genurostris, 3699 nucleotides long. Its product is annotated as tetratricopeptide repeat protein 21B-like. The transcript is spliced from 5 exons. NCBI's taxonomy places the organism in Eukaryota, Metazoa, Arthropoda, Insecta, Diptera, Culicidae. Gene Ontology annotation, molecular function: protein binding. Gene Ontology annotation, cellular component: intraciliary transport particle A. The coding region runs from base 309 to 3611 and encodes 1100 amino acids. The record is from RefSeq and is a predicted model, not a curated record. Gene Ontology annotation, biological process: protein localization to cilium; intraciliary retrograde transport.
GCUGUCGUCCUAAGUCUACUGUAUGCACACAAACGAUGCGGUGUGGUUGAUAAAGAAGAACUUAUUAAUUUAGACAAUACUUUAAAACAUGAAAGGAAACGUUUAACACCAUUAUCAGCUUAUUACGCGUCCAUAUUCUUAUCCUAACGGGAAAAAUUGAUAAAGCACGGGAAUAUCUAGAGAAGGCUCAACGUAUCAACACAAAUAUUCCUGAAAUAUCUGCUUUAAUAGGAUGGUGUGAAUUGUACUUGAACAAAAAUAGAGCGUCAGUCAUCCUUGUUUUGUUCAAUGAAGCAGUCGAACAUGGAAUGUAUAUUGAUGCAAGUAUGGGCCAGGUCCGGUGUCAUCAACGAAACAAUGAUUUCGAAAAAGCUAUCGCUGUUUUGAACUGUCUUUCAGUACGUUACCCUAAUUUGAACAUACCACUCGUUGAAAAAAUGAAAUGUCAUCUUUCUAGUUGGAAUUAUUAUGAUACGAUGGAAACAGCGACAAUGGUUCUCACUUUUGAACCAAGUAAUUUAGAAGCACUUCAAGUGAAAAUAUUGAUGUUAAUAGUUAAGGAUGGAAACUAUGCAGAAAAAGCACACAAAAUUGCCCCAACUAACCCUGAUUAUAUAACGGAGCUAGGAUAUCAAUGCAUUUUGAUGCAAAAAUACAAAGAAGCCACAAAAUGGUUUAAAACUACAUCUAAAAUGUACAAUACUUCUUUAUAUGCUUUAUGCGGAUUGACUUUAUGUCAAGUAAUGGAUACUGGAGUGUCAGAACAAGUCUUACAACAAAUCGAAUUUCUCUCUGAAAUUCAAGGAGAAAACAAAAUGCCUCUACUUUUAUCGAUAUCAUCUAAAAUUCAUCAAGACGAUCCAGAAAAAGCGAUGCAGUUCCUGAUAGAAGCAAGUGAAUAUCAUUUUAGAAAUUUGAGUACACUACCUUACGGACUAGAUUAUCUUAGAGAACUGAACCCCGAUUUUUUACUUGAACUAGUGAAGGAAUGGUUGAAAUACUCUCCAGCAGAUCGAGAUGCUGAAAUGAUAUCUACUGAUACAUUGCACCCUGCUCUUCGUCAUAGUGCAAAUAUAUUAGAUGCCGUUAUAAAAGCUUGUCCAGGAUUUGUGGAAGGUUUAUACUUACUUGCGAAGGUUAAAUUUCUUACGGGAGACUUGCUAGCAGCCAUGGAAACGCUUCAUAGAAUCGUCAAUGAGCUGGAUGCAACAUAUACUGAUGCCCAUUUACUUAUUGCUCAAAUACAUAUAGAGCAGAAACACUAUACCAAGGCAGCACAAUGUUUGGAAAUUUGCCUAAGUAUAGAUUUCAAAGUUCGUGACCAUGCGAUAUUUCAUUCACUACAGGGUAUUAUUUUGAAGAAUCAACAACUAUAUGAAGACAGCUUGAAAAGCUUCCUUACAGCAAUGAGUAUAUGCGGUAUAAAUCACAAUGGCAACAAUCCAAUGAAUACCUUCAAUAGUGAAUCGAAUAGAAAUUCUCUACACAUUACGGAUCUACUGACACUGUAUUUAGAAGUAAUUACCAUGCAUGUUUUAUUAAAUCAACAAUCCGAGGCUUUGAAACUCAUGCAAAUAGUAUCCGCCGAGUUUUCUUCAACAUUCGUAAAAGGCAGGGUGGCAGUAGCAUUAGCUGAUUUCUAUAUGCAGCUAGGUAAUUUCAAAAAAGCUGUUGAUUUACUUGAAACUGUUUCUCCAAAUGAGCCGUAUUAUAUUAGAGCAAAAACUAAAACGGCUCGCUUUUAUUUGGAACACAAGAAAGAUCGUUUAGCGUACGCGCAAUGUUUCAAGGAGCUAGUGUCCUUUAAUCCCGUUCCGUCGAGUUACUUGAUGUUAGGGGACGCAUAUAUGUACAUACAGGAGCCUGAUGAUGCAAUUGAAGCCUACAAGCAAGCUCAUAAGUUUAAUUCAAGAGAUAUUUUAUUGAUUAGCAAACUGGGCAGAGCUUAUGUUAAGACACACCAAUACAAAAAAGCGAUUUCUUACUAUCAGGAAGUAAUCGAAACUCCUGGAAAUUCUUCAUUAAAACUAGAUCUAGCAGAACUGUUUCUAAAACUAAAACAAUAUUCCAAUGCUGAACAAAUUCUGGUAGAUGAAAUUGAAUUAUCUAAAAGUGAAGCUGAUGAUUUAACAAGAUUACAAAAUAGAACAAAGCAAUUAUUGCUCCUGGCUAGGAUACGUGAGAAAGCGGGCUAUUUGCCAUCUUCUCUGAACACUCUUAAAGAGGCCAGAGAUAAUCAAUACAAGAUAUUGAAACGGAUGCUGAUGGAAUCGAACUUCGUACAGCAUGAGCAAAAUAAAAUUUUGGUUAUGAUUUGUGUUUUGAUGGCAGAGCAGGCAAUUGCACUAAGGGAUAAUGAGCAAGCUAUUCACCACUACAAAGAAGCAUUGAAGCUAACACCUACUGAUACGAAUUUAUUAGCUGCAUUAGCUCGUUCAUACAUGCAGACGAACAACAUGGAUCAAUGUCAAUUUAUGUGCAAUGAAAUUUUACAGUAUGACUCGAACAAUGAAACAGCUUCUAUAAUGAUGGCUGAUUUAUCAUUUAGACGGAUGGACUUCGAGAAUGCAACCUAUCAUUUUUCACAACUUUUAUUAGCUCAACCAAACUAUUGGACUGCGCUAGCAAGAUUGAUAGAAGUGAUGCGACGGUCGGGAACACUUCAAGACAUUCAACCAUUUAUCCAUAGAGCACAGAAUGUAUGUCUACGACCAGAUGGAGAAGCUGGUUUGAAUUAUUGCAAAGGUCUUAAUGAUUGGUAUAGUGGAAAUCCAAAUAGUGCCCUAAGAUAUUUUAACAAUUGUCGUAAAGAUCCUGAAUGGGGUCAACAAGCUAUAUAUAAUAUGAUAGAAAUUUGUUUGAACCCUGACGGUGAUUUGCCCACUGAAGGAGUAAUCGAUAUAGGGCCAGAUGAUUUAGAAAUUAAAAAUUCACGUGGGAUGGCAUUAAAAACAGCUGAAAGAUUGCUGAAAGAAUUGAAACCUCGGCCAGGUGUGAUCGAUAAUGAAGCGCUGAAUCAUCGUUUGUUACAAAAUUUCCUUUUACUUGCCUCCCGUCAGAAGAGCAAUAUAGAUCGGGCGUUACAAGAUUUUACAGCCAUCGCUUCACAGGUAGAAUACAAAGAACAUGUGGGAGCUGUGUAUGGCAUGGCAUCAGCUCAUGUGAUGCUGAAACAAUCGCAACGAGCUAAAAAUCAACUGAAAAGAAUAACAAAAACUUGUUGGACUUUUGAAGAAGCAGGUUACCUUGAGAAAUCUUGGUUGCUAUUGGCGGAUUUAUACUUACAAGUCAGUAAAUUUGAAUUAUCGUCAGAACUAUUAACACGUGUGUUAGAACACAAUAAAUCUUGUACUAAAGCGUACGAACUAAAGGGAAUAAUAUCGGAAAAAGAACAGAAUUACCGAUCUGCAAUUACACAUUAUGACAGUGCCUGGAAAUGCAGUGGUGGAUCAAAACCAAACAUAGCAUACAAACUGGCGCUCAAUUACAUGAAACUAAAACGGUUCGUAGAUGCAAUUGAUGUUUGUCAACAGGUGUUGAAAAUUCACCCGGAUUAUCCAUCAAUGAAGAAAAAUAUUCUCGAUAAAUGCAGAAAUAACUUAAAACAUUGAAUAUUCACUCAUUGUAAUUUGAAAAUAAAGGAGUGACACAAUUGUAGUCCUGUUGGUAUUUAUAAUGUAACUUUAUUCAUAUUGAUAU